Molecule: messenger RNA, 1185 nt
Organism: Exophiala spinifera
Lineage: Eukaryota; Fungi; Ascomycota; Eurotiomycetes; Chaetothyriales; Herpotrichiellaceae
Exons: 1
Coding region: 1-1185 (394 amino acids)
Molecular function (GO): protein binding
Source: RefSeq, a predicted model, not a curated record
AUGGAGCAAAACACAUUGAAGCGAAGAGGCAUCGGUCUGACCGGUGUCGACAAGAAACGAUCAUUCGGAGGCUACACCCUUUUCUGUCCACUGACCAGCGACACUGCGCAUCUGGUCGACAUCGACGGUCAAGAAGUGCAUUCGUGGAAACUCCCGGGAAGAAUUGGACGCCAUGCGAGGAUCCUGCCGAAUGGUAAUCUCGCGGUCAACACGCUUCGCCCGUCUCAGCGUACCACAAAGGAUGGAGGGCCAUAUCCAUUCCCCUUUUUCAACAAGUACGGCGGAGGUAUCAUGAGUGAAUUGGCCCCCGAUGGGAAAGUGGUUCGCCAGUACACCGACCCCUUUGGUCACCAUGACCAAUAUCACUACGGGGAUGGUCGAAUGCUUUACACCAGCCUUGAGGCUCUUUCGCCUGAAGAAUCAGCAAAGGUCAUCGGUGGUGUGCCGGGUUCCGAGAUCGACGGCAUAACCUACGCAGACACAAUCAAUGAGGUCGAUGCCGACGGCAAACUGGUGUGGCAGUGGAAGGUCUCGGAGCGCCUACCUAGAGAGGACUACCCGUUACAACCACAUUACACUCGGGAACAUUAUCCUCUGAUCAACGCCGUGUUGCCGAUGCGGGAUGGAAAGCACAUCCUGGCGUCUAUGCGAUCAGUCUCCGCGGUCGUGAUCAUCGAGAAAUCUACAGGCGACAUUGUGUGGAAACUCGGAUCGGACGUGCUGGCACAGCAACACAAUGCCACCGAGCUAGACAAUGGCAAUAUCCUCAUCUUCGACAACGGGGCCUUUCGAACGGGAGAAUCAAUUCAAUACACGCGUGCCAUUGAAGUGGACCGUGAGACCAAGAAGAUCGUCUGGGAGUACCAUGACCGCUCACAGAUGGUAUACUUCUUCACACCGUUCAUGGGCAGCGCUCAGAGGCUGGCAAAUGGCAACACCUUGUUGUGUGAGAGUGCCUUUGGUCGUGUGUUUGAGGUAACAAAAGACGGCUAUGUUUGCUGGGAGUACGUCAAUCCUCACUUUGCGCCAUAUCCAGAUGCGGCAACGGCAAAGAUAUUUCCUGGGGAGUCGAACGCCUUGUUCAGAGCUUAUCGGUAUUCUCUGGACGAGAUUCCUUGGCUGAAGGAGAGGUUGGAGAGUGGCGAGACACAAGUCGAAGCAGGGCGGGGUCGGGCGAAUCUGUAG